GGUACAUAAGCAUUUCCCCAUUCAAUCCAUUACCAUAUACUGUACCAUAGGCUUUCUCUAUAGUACAUUAAUUAGGGUUGUCUAGUAAUGAAUAGAAUGCCAUCUUCACAGGUGAAAUAUCAUGCGAUUAUGGGGAAAUGUGUCUACCUGCUCAUUUUCUUUUAUGUUUCUGGACUACACUUUCUGUCCGCAUCAGCUGUGGUCCAUUUGGUUCAGGCUGGACAAAAUGCUUCCCUGUCGUGCAACCUCACAAACAGCAAAGAAAUAAUCUGGUUCCAAAUGCGCUCAGAGGAACUUGUCACCCUUAUAACUGUUACCAGGCGAUCACGUUUUCUAAAUACUGCAGAAGUUAUUAAGGAAGACACAGAUCACUUUGACACAAAGGAAAGCAACAGUUUGGAGAUCAUUGUGGUGACAGAAGCAGAUUUGGGAUUGUACUACUGUGCUGGUCGCUACAAUGGGACAGUGCGAUUUGGAAAAGGCAUCCGCCUGACUUUUACAGAAACAUGGCUAGCUUGGGAUAUGCUGUCGGAGUCGGUACAGCCAACGGGAUUUUCAGUGCUUUGCGCCGACAGGAAUAAACAUCUCUCCGACGCAGAGGUGGCAGAGAGGGAAUUGGUGUCGUGUUGGACUCUCCUGGCCUGUGUUGCCCCAGUAUCAGUCUUGUUCGGCGCCCUCUGUCUCUUUGGACUCUGUAUCCGGUCAGGUAAAACAACAUGUUUGUGCAACACCUGUGAGAACAGGAAUUCAAGUCUCAAGGAAGUGGGUCUGCAAUAUGCCAGUCUGAAGCACAUUGGUAAUGCCCGCCCCGCUGAUCAGCGAGUGCCAGGAUUGGGCCAGGGGGAUGUCACCUAUGCAACAGUGGCCCAAUGUGUUCACACAGGCACAUGAUACAUCACAUGUACUUCUGACAUGGUUCUUGGAAUAUCCAUUCUUGAUGGAAAUAAGAUUGUAUUUUGAUUCAUGCAUGUAUGUGUGUCUCUGUAAAUGUUGAAAAGGCUAAUGUUAUAAUUAUUGUUAAUGUUCUCCAAAGAAUCUCAAUAAAAACAUUUUAAGGCAACAGGAUAUAGAAUUAGUUGGAUAAAAUAAUCAUAUCUUGGGUACCUUGAAAGGCGCAAAUAAAUGUACUAUAUUAUUAAAGAGCAACUUUUGUAAAAUGUAGUUGUACUGUAAUAAAACUAAAUAAAAUACGAACUGUCUGUUAAGGA
Molecule: messenger RNA, 1208 nt
Organism: Oncorhynchus nerka (sockeye salmon)
Lineage: Eukaryota; Metazoa; Chordata; Actinopteri; Salmoniformes; Salmonidae
Exons: 6
Coding region: 88-891 (267 amino acids)
Biological process (GO): response to bacterium
Source: RefSeq, a predicted model, not a curated record